Messenger RNA from Miscanthus lutarioriparius, 1041 nucleotides. The record is from the annotation of a GenBank genome assembly. Lineage: Eukaryota; Viridiplantae; Streptophyta; Magnoliopsida; Poales; Poaceae.
AUGGAUCGCCGGGACCAGGGCGAGGCUGCGGCAGAGGAUAAGACGUGCCCGCUGGCGAUUCUCCCCGACGACGUGCUAGCGGACGUGCUCCGCCGCCUCCCGCCGCGUGGACUCGCCGUGUCCAGGUGCGUCUGCAAGGCGUGGCUCGCCGUCGUCGACGCCCGUCGCCUGCUGCGGGCGGAUCUCCUCCCCUUGUCGCUGGGUGGGAUCUUCAUAAACUUCCACAACUACUACCUCUCGGAGUUCUUUGCGCCCCACUCGGACGGCCCCUGCAUCUCCGGUAAGCACGACUACCUGCCUCAGGCCGAUUCCUGGGGCUACGUAGACGACCACUGCAAUGGUCUUGUGCUGAUCCACGAGAACGACGACAACGACGGUGAGAUUGGCUACGUGCUUAAUCCGGCCACUCGAUGGGUGGCUCCAGUGCCCCCGUGCCCACCCCCGCCCAUGGAGAUCAAGGACACCUUCCAAGUCGAGUACCUCGCGUACGAUCCGAUCGAAUCGCCAUACUUCGAGGUGGUUUCAAUUACCCGUUUUCAUUGGGGAAGAUGCAGAGUUCAAGUUUGGAACCUUGAUGAAUCAGGCUAUCAGAUGGAGUGGGUUCUGAAGCAUGACAGGGACCUUUUUAAGUGGUUGUUGAAGCAUAAGCUUCAGUAUACAGGACCUUGGGCCUUGCAGGAUAUUAAUUACUAUUACAAUAAUCGCAAUAGAGAUCACGAUAUGGAAGCACCAGCAGAAGAGAAAAUUGAAUGGACCUCACAAGCAUCUGAAUAUGAGAAAUUUACAUGGAGCUCUGAUGAUGAAUGUGGACACACUGGGUACGUGGAUAUUCUUGGGUUUCAUCCCCGCAAAGAGAUUAUCUUCUUGAGUGAAUCAAUAACGCGAGGAUUGGCCUAUCACUUGAAUAGCUCCAAGGUUGAAGUCUUGGGCAAUAUAUAUCCAGCAGGAUAUGACAAAGAAUUAUCAAAUGAACGGCUUUUAGAAUCAUCUUUUCUGUAUACACCCUGCUGGAUUACACAAACUGCAGACGAUGGAGAAUAG